Messenger RNA from Merops nubicus (carmine bee-eater), 2418 nucleotides. RefSeq names its product tubulin tyrosine ligase-like family, member 7 (gene TTLL7). Lineage: Eukaryota; Metazoa; Chordata; Aves; Coraciiformes; Meropidae. Gene Ontology annotation, cellular component: cilium. The coding region runs from base 31 to 2418 and encodes 795 amino acids. The transcript is spliced from 16 exons. The record is from RefSeq and is a predicted model, not a curated record. Gene Ontology annotation, molecular function: tubulin binding; tubulin-glutamic acid ligase activity. Gene Ontology annotation, biological process: protein polyglutamylation; microtubule cytoskeleton organization.
AAGAUUUUAUAUCAAUUACACUUUUGCAGAAUGAUCAAGAGUCAGCCUCAGGAGUAUACUUUUAUUCCUCAAACAUGGAUCUUUCCUGCAGAAUACACACAGUUUCAGAACUAUGUAAAAGAACUGAAGAAGAAACGUAGACAGAAAACUUUCAUAGUCAAACCAGCCAACGGUGCAAUGGGACAUGGUCCCUCUUUAAUAAGAAAUGGAGAAAAGUUACAGGCUCAGGAUCACUUGAUUGUUCAGGAAUACCUUGACAAACCAUUUCUUAUGGAAGGCUACAAGUUUGAUUUACGAGUGUAUAUUCUUGUAACCUCCUGUGAUCCAUUGAAAGUAUUUUUAUAUCAUGAUGGACUGGUGAGAAUGGGCACGGAAAAGUAUCAUCCCCCCAGUGAUUCAAAUUUGAGUCAAUUGUAUAUGCAUCUGACUAACUACUCUGUCAAUAAACACAAUGAACACUUUGAACGGGAUGAAACAGAAGACAAAGGAAGCAAACGCUCCAUCAAGUGGUUUACUGAGUUUCUAGAAACAAAUAAUCUUGAUGUGUCCAAAUUCUGGAGUGAUAUUUCAGAGUUAGUGGUGAAGACUCUCAUAGUUGCAGAGCCACAUGUUCUUCAUGCUUAUCGCAUGUGCAGGCCAGGUCAAGCACCUGGAAGUGACAGUGUCUGCUUUGAAGUCUUGGGAUUUGAUAUUCUGCUGGACAGAAAGCUAAAACCAUGGCUCCUAGAGAUUAAUCGUGCCCCAAGCUUUGGAACGGAUCAAAAAAUAGACUAUGAUGUAAAAAAAGGUGUUCUGCUAAAUGCAUUAAAGCUUCUCAACAUACGGACAAGUGAUAAAAGGAGAAAUUUAGCUCAACAGAAGGCUGAGGCUCAAAAAAGACUGUAUGGUCAAGGUUCAAUGAAAAAACUGUUGCCAGGUUCAUCAGACUGGGAGAAGCAACGUCACACACUGGAAAGGAGAAAAGAAGAACUGAAGGAAAGGCUUGCACAAGUACGUAAACAGAUUUCCAAAGAGGAGCAUGAAAAUAGACACAUGGGGAACUAUAGGCGAAUUUAUCCUCCUGAUGAUCAGACAUUACUUGAAAAGUAUGAGAGUUUGUUAGCCACUGCUUUCCAGACGUUUCUUGCUGGGAGAGCAGCUUCUCUUCAACGGGAAAUGAAUAACCCUUUAAAAAGAAUGAAGGAGGAGGACAUUUUGGAUCUUCUGGAGCAGUGUGAAAUAGAUGAUGAAAAACUAAUGGGAAAAUGCACCAGGCAGCGAGGACCUAAGCCCUUGUAUUCAAUGCCAGAAUGUGCACAGCCCGGUAGAAAACUUAAGAACUACAACAGUGACAGUAGCUGUGGUAGUGGUAGCAGUAUGUCAGAAUCAGGAGAAGAAACUGAAAAGGAAGAUCACAAUGAAAAAAAGGAGAAAAAAGUUUCGUAUGAUCUUGAAGAAAAUAAAUACAAGUCUUUGGAACGAUCAGGUAGGAUGAACUGGAAACCUUCAACUAAAAAUGUAAAAUCUCCAUCAUAUUCAUCCCCCACAUCAUCCACGGGUCCAAUAAGGCGUUCUGUGAGCUGCCCUCGUUCCAUCUCAGUGCUGACUAUGCAGUCACAGGCCGCGGAGCACCGUCCCCUCUCAGCCCGAGCACCCCUGCAAGGCCAGCGCGCCUCCUCCGUCAGCAGGUCUCGUUCCUUAAACUGCAGCCCGUCUUCCGCCAGAGUCCCUCAGGCAUCCGGCUUGGGAACUAUGCACUCCUCAGGGAGUGAGUCUUUGCUGCAACAGAAAACAAAAGAGCAAGAAGUUGCUUUGACAAAAGAGACUCUUCUCAUUAUCAAUGACAUGAGAAUGAAGUUCCCAGGAAAAACAGUUGAAGAAACAGAAUUAAUUAUAGAAGAUAUUAUGGAUAAUUGGAAGUAUCAUAAAACGAAAGUGGCAUCAUAUUGGUUGGUAAAACUGGAUUCUGUAAAGCAACGAAAAGUUUUGGAUAUAGUCAAGACGAAUGUUCGUGCAGUUCUACAGCGUGUCUGGAAGGCUCGAGACGUUGAAAAUUUACAUCUGUGCCGACUCUUUAACCGUGUAUUUAAUCGCUUACUUUGGAGCCAUGGUCAAGGUCUGUGGAACUGUUUCUGUAAUUCUGGGAGCUCUUGGGAAACCAUAUUCAGUAAAAGCACAGAGGUGGUGACUCCGGAGCAGCUCCAGUGUUGCCAACGAAUAGUACAGCUUUGUAAGCAUUGCCUGCUGGUGGUUUACAAAUAUUCGUCGGUUUCAAGAGGAUCUCCAACUGGGAUUAGCUCCCACUGGGAUGAUACAAGGUAUUUAUUGCCAGGACCUUCACUGUUCACCAUGAAAUCAUCUUCGUCCAACCUUAGCUGCAGUUCAUCUGGAAUGCCUCGCCCUAACAUUUUGUUCACACACAGAUACAGUCACUUGUGA